AUGGUUUUGGCUUCAUCUCUCACAAAGCAGUCCCAAAUUCUCAUUGUUGGUGGUGGAACAUGGGGAUGUUCAACGGCUCUUCAUGUCACUCGCCGAGGCUAUACCAAUGUGACUCUAAUCACCAAGUCCAGUAUCGGUCACAAGAUUGGCGAUUUCGUCCCUCUCAUCACGGCAAAAGAUUUUAGGAACACUAUGCCUAAAGGCGUUUUGACAGGAGACUUUCCUGGGUGGAAAGGCUUCUACAAGUCAAAGGGCUCUGGUUGGGUUCAUGCUCGAAAAGCCAUGACUGCAGCUUUUGAGGAGAGCAAGAGGCUUGGUGUCAAGUUUAUCACAGGCUCACCAAAAGGUGAAGUCCAAAGUCUUAUCUUCGAGGGCGGUGAUGUUAAAGGUGUCAAGACUGCAGACGGAAAAGAACACAGAGCAGAUCGAACGAUUCUUGCUGUUGGUGCAUCAGCGGAGCGAUUUCUCGACUUUGAAAAUCAGAUACGGCCCACAGCCUGGACUAUAGGUCAUAUCCAGAUGACACCUGAAGAAACUCAGCUGUACAAAAAUCUCCCGGUUCUUUUCAAUAUUGAAAAGGGUUUCUUCAUGGAACCUGACGAGGAUCUCCAUCAGCUCAAGAUAUGUGAUGAACACCCCGGCUACGUCAACUGGAUGCAAAAGCCUGGAGCCAAGUUUCCUCAAUCCAUCCCCUUCGCCAAGCAUCAAAUUCCUCUCGAGUCUGAACAUCGUAUGCGAGAUUUUCUGAGAGAUAUCAUGCCACAACUCGCAGAUAGACCACUUGUUCAUGCUCGACUCUGCUGGUGUGCUGAUACCUAUGACAGACACUUCCUCAUCACAUAUCAUCCGCGACAUCCUUCGCUAGUUGUUGCUUCGGGAGAUCGCGGUAUAGGAUAUAAGCACAUCACAUCUAUUGGCAACUUUAUCUCUGACUGUAUGGAGGGUACAUUGGAAGAGAGGUUUGCCAAGGUUUGGAGAUGGAGGCCGGAGAAGUUUAUUGAGUUUUGGGGUAAGGAUCCUUUGGAACGACUUGGGGCUGAUCACAAUAUCAUGGAUCUUCCACGGAGUGAGGAUGAAGGAUGGACAGAUAUCAGUGAAAGUGUACCUAUUCUCUAA
Messenger RNA from Fusarium graminearum PH-1, 1116 nucleotides. RefSeq lists its product as uncharacterized. The coding region runs from base 1 to 1116 and encodes 371 amino acids. The record is from RefSeq and is a predicted model, not a curated record. The transcript has 2 exons. Gene Ontology annotation, molecular function: sarcosine oxidase activity; saccharopine oxidase activity; flavin adenine dinucleotide binding. NCBI's taxonomy places the organism in Eukaryota, Fungi, Ascomycota, Sordariomycetes, Hypocreales, Nectriaceae.